CCGCCGACGGCUUCCGCGCUGGGUGUCGUUGGCGUUGCAUGCAGGCAGCGCUGGCGGCGUUGUUGACCGCACGCCAGCGCCGUCGGUCAGCAGUCGCGCUUAUACGUUACGUGCGCGCACAUCCGAGAUUCCGUAGCGCCGGACGUUAAAGCCAGCGGAAGAGGCUGAUGUGAUCGAGGAUGGCUCGCAAAGCUUCGGUCGCCAGCGGCGAGAAGUACGCGACGGCCGCUGCCGCAUUCUGCUGCCGACUCCGGCUCCGCUAGCAGCGUUGUCUGUGACGACGCGCGGCGGCAGCUGGCUUGUGAUCGCACGCGCGUGUAUUUACCAGUGCAAGCACACGCCGAGGCGAUUCUUCCAACGGUCUGCUCAUCUUCGCGUGCCCACCGUCGGGAGGUUCUCCGCAGCGAAGCGUCGGCGAUGGCAUCCAAGGAAGGGGAGACGUUUCACGACGCUAAGGAUGAUGCCGAACCCGAGGUGUUCGAGGAUGCACUUGACGUCUCCAGUCCAAGGAUCGAGACGCGGCCUGCGGACACCGUGAACGUGGAGCGGGCGGCCGAAGAGGCGACCCGAGCCCUCGACCUUCUACUCAGCAACCAGUUCGGGGAGGCGCUCAAGCGAAUGAAGCCCAAGGCCCACGAAAGCAUGUACCAUGCGCUGGGGCAGUCCACCAUCAUGUUCAUGCAGGCAGUGCUCACCAUAGACAUGAGUGACAUCAAGAGUGCACAGGAAGCGAUCCGGCAGGGCGUCGAAGUGUGCAACCGGAUGCGCCGCAGAACCUCGGCCGUGGCACGGAUGCUGCUCCGGCCGGACUACAACACCUACACCAUGCAGGAAAUCCACGCGGAACUGUGCUACGCCGAGUGCCUUCUGGAGAACGCCAUCCUGACGUUCGUCGAAGAUCAGAGCCUGGUGACCUUCAUCAAGGGAGGGCUCAAGAUCCGGUCUUGUUACCAGUCCUACAAAGAAUGUAUGCAAAUGCUGGCAACAAGGAACUGGGAGAGUUCAAAGGAAAAGGAACACUUUGAGAGCGGUGUUCACUUGGGCGUCGGUGCAUUUAACCUGUUGAUCUCUCAACUUCCAACGCGGAUCUUGAAGCUCCUGGAAUUCAUAGGAUUCUCCGGAAACAAGGUGCUGGGAUUGCGAGAACUAGAAGAUGGCUGCAUGAUGCAAGACUACCUCCGUGGGCCUCUGUGCAGUAUUGUGCUUGUGGCGUAUCACACGUUCGUCCUCUACAUCCUGGGACUUGGCGACGGAGAUCUAGAACUUUCUGAAAGGCUAGUGAAGGGCCUUCUAAGUAAAUAUCCAAAGGGCGUACUCAGUUUGUUUUUCAAUGCAAGGAUGCAUCAGGUCAAGGGCCAGAUAGAAAAUGCAAUAAACCAGUAUUAUGAAGCGAUUGAGGCACAGAAUGAGUGGAUUCCUUUCCAUUAUAUUUGCUACUGGGAACUGCUUUGGUGCCAUUGCUUUAGGUGCGACUGGGACCGAGCCAUUGAGACUGCUGACAUCCUGCGCAAGGGUUGUCGCUGGUCCAAGGCCACCUAUGUCUACAUCCAGGCUUCCUGCCUCUAUGCCAAGUACAGGGAGGGCAGUACGGAACUCAUGGAAGAGAUUGGGAACCUCCUCAGGCAAGUUCCGGGCCUCAAGCAGAAAAUUGCCGGCAAAUCCAUUCCCAUCGAGAAGUUUGUCGUAAAGAAGUCUCAAAAGUUCUUCGACAAUGGCCAGCGGCUCACUCUACCUGUCGUGGAAAUUAUGUACAUGUGGAACAGCUUCCCCAUGAUCGGACGCAACGAGAAGCUUCUGCUCCAGAUCUUAGGACUCAUCGAAAACACUCUGCCCACAGUUUCGAGGGAGAAAGAGAUGGACGAGAGGUACGUUGACGACUACUGUCUCGCAAUGCUGCUGAAGGGAGUGUGCAUGCGCUACAUGGGCCACCCCCUGCAAUCUGAGGAGUGCUUCCUGGAAGUUUUCAAGUAUCAGGACCAGAUACUGGAGGACACGUACCUGCUGCCUUUUGCCGCCGCUGAGCUGGGCUUCCUCUCUAUGCAGCAGCAACAGUACACCAAGGCCAAGGAAUGGCUGGACCAGGCCAGGAACAACUACCGCGACUACCUGCUUGAGUCUCUGGUGCACUUCCGGAUCCACUCGGCGCUCAAGUCGCUCCGCAGCGGAGGCCACCUGUCGCCCCGAUCCGACCCGACGACGCCGUCGCCCACCAACUCCCCGUUCCCGUCGCCCCUGAACACGCCGACGCACGGCGUGAUGGUCAACGGCUUCCCUUUCCUGAGCACCAGCCCGGGCAUCACGAAGAAAGUGAUGCACCCGCCCAUUCCGAACGCUGGCGAGGAAGGCAUCGUGGGUGCCGACUGAGUCUCCGAUCAUUCCCAGGGACGAACGUCCCCGAGAACGUGCGACGAUGCACCGAGACACCGCGUUUUAUGACCAGUCAAGAGCUUGUUGCCUGGAGGCACCUUUGUUUUUUAUUUUUUGCAGCUUGACGGGCUCGUGCAAGUUUCAGCUCAAAGGUAGAGCCCUAGACAAAGAGCCUAAUGGCUUAGCUGGUCGUAGCGGCUAUAAACGUGGGUCAUCGCAAUCAUUCCAACUCUGUGAUCAGAGUGUUGGCACUCGUGUUUUUCUUCUUCUGUCAUUGUUCAUACGUUAUGCCCACACAUCCGUGCCCCUCCCACUCCCCCAAUGUUGAAGCGAGCAGCAAUGCCGGGUGGUUUGUUGUGCCAGGCGAGCAUGUUUACUUCGCGGUGAUGUUUCCCGUUCUUGUGCGAUGGGGUGUUGCUUCACGCUGGCAUCGAAAUCCCAGCACGUGCAACUAGCUGCAAGAGGCUUAGAAUUCAAGCUUCCUGUAAUUAUGAAAACAUGCAAGGAAAUGUUAUGUCUUGGGGUAGUUGUGUUCGAUGCCCAUUCUCCGUGAAGAAAUACUGUCAUGUUCUCUCUCUAUCGGAAUUGAUCUUUUGAAGUGUCAACUUAGCGUUGCAUGGCUGACUUUUACCACAUAAACCACAGACUUGUGUCAGUACUUAAGUGUACACGACUGCAAAAGUGUCUUUUUUUUUUUCACAGUUUCAUUGCAUUCAUUGCCUUUGCACUCUCACAGAAAACAUUCAGAUAGGGAUCGUUUGAGCUUAAUUAAAGUCUUAACGAAUUCCAAAAACAGAUAAAAACGAACGUCUUGUAGUACACUCAAACCUCGAUAUAAUGAAUUAUCAGUUAUAACGAAGUAAAUGAAUAAUUUUGUUAUAGGUACAGUGUUAAAAAUAAACGUUUAUAACGAAUUUUCGGAUAUAACGAAGUUAUUUUCGUGGCAGAUGUAACUGUUAUAAUGAGGUUUGAGUGUCUUUUAUUCUGGCAUUCAAAAGUGUUACACAACGAGGGUGCUUUCUUUUUAUUUCUGUCUGAGAGGAAUUCAAAAGCUUUAAGCGUUAUUACAUCCUUUUACCCCAAGCAAACUCAGCUUUGUGUGUGUGUGUGUGUUACAAACCGCAAAAUUAGACGAAUUAGAACUUCUGGAUCCGGAGUGGAUCCGGCAGUUCCAUUAAAGAAGGCACUGAAUGAGUGUGAAAGUCACAUCACUUUAAAGAGAAGCUAAAAGUGCACACGAAUGGGAAUGCACGUGGUAUUACAAUGAUGGCUGUCUCUGAGGGCGCAUGCAGUCUAUGGUGUUCCUGUCACUACAACUUAAAAAAAAAGUAGCUGUCUUAAUCAUUCAUAUUAAGUCAAGAGUUGAGUGGACAUUUUUUUUUUGCACUACCUUGAUGUGUAGCUUGCAUUUCAAUUACAUUUCAGCUGCAUUUGCGAGAGUAGCAUGAGUAAGAAAAAUGUUUUCGGUAUGCAGUUUAACGAUAGUUUAGAAAAACUCUCAAAUUUCAGGGCACUCACAGCACACACAAAGCUCAGCAUCUAAGUGAUUGAGCCAGGGUAAGCAAGCACUCUGGUACUCCCAGCACAAACAGUGCACUUCCAAGCUAAUUCAAUUAAAGCAGUGCAAUCACAGGAUCAUUUAAUGCUUUGACUUUUAUUAAAGAUUGCUUUUUACAGCAGCGCCACGGUUUGGGGCAUGCAACACUGCACUUUGCUGCUGUCGACAGUCAUUCCACUCAAAAUGCGUUUUAGUAUUCGUUUUCUCGCAGCUUCAUCCUGUCACUGUUUGUGCAUUUGCGGAUGGAAGUUUGUGGACCAUGGGUUCAUUGGAAACACUGAAACAGCUCGAAAUUUCAAAACUGUAAUUCUCAGUGCAUGCAGUGUUGAGACCCUACUGGUCAGUUUGAGGCUGCAGCAAAGAGGAAUCUUUCGUCAAAUCUUGUGGUCCACAAACUUUCGUCUCUGACUGUACAAAAAAAAUCCACUUUUGUUUGAUUUCCAAGGGCACGGACCUUGCUGCUAAGGCAGCCAGGAAGGCGUUUGUUUUUUCCCCCCAUACUUGUGUACAUUCUUGUGAUACAUUCCGUUCAAUAUAGAUGAGAUUUACUGUAUGAAAAGAGAGAUAUAUGUGUAGUUCGAGAGUUUGUCGGCCAGUCUUACAAGCAUGCUUAUAUCUCUAGCCAAUAAAACCAGAACUC
Messenger RNA from Rhipicephalus sanguineus (brown dog tick), 4565 nucleotides. RefSeq names its product tetratricopeptide repeat protein 39B. The transcript has 18 exons. The coding region runs from base 418 to 2364 and encodes 648 amino acids. Lineage: Eukaryota; Metazoa; Arthropoda; Arachnida; Ixodida; Ixodidae. Gene Ontology annotation, molecular function: protein binding. The record is from RefSeq and is a predicted model, not a curated record.